This is a messenger RNA of Brienomyrus brachyistius, 1979 nucleotides long. It is a transcript of the gene mycb, whose product is annotated as MYC proto-oncogene, bHLH transcription factor b. Gene Ontology annotation, biological process: positive regulation of cell population proliferation; regulation of transcription by RNA polymerase II. The record is from RefSeq and is a predicted model, not a curated record. Lineage: Eukaryota; Metazoa; Chordata; Actinopteri; Osteoglossiformes; Mormyridae. The coding region runs from base 441 to 1661 and encodes 406 amino acids. The transcript is spliced from 2 exons. Gene Ontology annotation, molecular function: DNA-binding transcription factor activity, RNA polymerase II-specific; protein dimerization activity; RNA polymerase II cis-regulatory region sequence-specific DNA binding.
GGCGGAGAGGCGGGCGCUCACACUCGCGGUGCGUACGGCUGCAGUUCGGUGGGGUCGCUGCUCUUUGGAUUAACACGCUUGUUUGUAAAUAGUGACACUGUGCUCCCCUCAUUGCGGACGGGAAGAUUUAAACACCUGGACAGCUGCUCGCACGGUAAGGACGCAGAUAACCGCGGGGAUACUGAGUAACUGGGGGGGCGGCGGUCCGGUGCCAGCCGCUAUCCCGACCUGACAGCUGGCUUUUCCCAAGACUUGUUUCUCUGCUCCCGGCUCACGCCUCCCUGCCCGGAGAUCCGCCGGUGCACGCCUUCGCCGCCACGUUAAAGGGGUUCCGGGCAUUGGUGUGUUAAACUGCGUGUCCCGGCCGGCAUUGAGAAGUCCCCUGGUGCGAUCGCCCCCGGCUGACCUCUGGUUCGCUCCCCGCACACAGGCAGCCCACAAUGCCACUGACGUCCAGCAUGGCGAGUCGGAAUUACGAUUACGACUACGACUCUAUCCAGCCGUACUUCUUUGAUGACGAGGAGGACUUCUACCAGCAGCAGCCCGGCCAGCUGCAGCCGCCGGCGCUCAGCGAGGACAUCUGGAAGAAAUUCGAGCUGCUACCCACGCCUCCCCUGUCUCCGAGCCGGCGCUCCUCCCUGACCGGCCCGCUGCCCUCCAAGGCUGACCAGCUGGAGAUGGUCACCGAGUUACUCGGCGACGACGUGGUCAGCCAGAGCUUCAUCUGCAACGCUGAUUACUCGCAGUCUUUCCGCAAGUACAUCAUCAUUCAGGACUGCAUGUGGAGCGGCUUUUCUGCCGCCGCCAAGCUGGAGAAGGUGGUGUCCGAGCGCCUGGCGUCUCUGCAGGCGGCACGCAAGGAGCCGCCAGCCACAGAGCCCGGGCUGCCGGAGCUGAACUCCUCGGCUUCCGAGUGCAUCGAUCCGUCGGUCGUGUUUCCCUUCGCGCUGACUGAGUGCGGCAAGACCGGCAAGGUGACCCCGUCCCCGGCGCUGCCCCUGCUCCUGGACACGCCGCCCAACAGCUGCAGCAGCAGCGACAGCGAUUCCGAUGAUGAUGAUGAUGAUGAAGAAGAUGAUGAUGACGAUGAUGAUGGGGAUGAGGAAGAUGAUGAUGAAGAGGAAAUCGACGUCGUGACUGUAGAAAAGAGGAAGAACGUGAGGAGGUCAGAGGUGCACAGGACAGGCACCCCUGGCAGGCAGCAGCAGAGCCCCCUGGUCCUGAAACGGUGUCACGUGCCAAUUCACCAGCACAACUACGCAGCCUCUCCUUCUACCCGCAGCGAGCAGCCCGCUAUCAAGCGGAUAAAGUUCGAAGGAGGGGGAGGAGGUGGCAGCAGGGUUUUAAAACCAAUCAACCGCAAAUGCCCAAGCCCCCGGACGUCAGACACGGAGGACAACGAUAAGAGGAGGACUCACAAUGUCCUAGAGAGGCAGCGGAGGAACGAGCUGAAACUGAGUUUCUUUGCCCUGAGAGACGAGAUUCCCGAGGUGGCCAAUAAUGAGCGGGCCGCCAAGGUGGUCAUCCUGAAAAAGGCCGCGGAGUGCAUCUACAGCAUGCAAACGGACGAACGGCGCCUCCUGCAGCUCAAGGAAGAGCUGCGCAGACGGGGGGAGAGGUUGAGACACAGGCUGGAACAGCUGAGAGACUGUCACACGUAGGGUCAGCCGAGGACAGGGACACUAACAGACUGCCGGCAUCCACCUGCCCACUCUGUGUAUUGCAUGCAAAUGUGUAAAUCGGCAGUCCACCACACAACCUCGGUCACGAGCCAGUCUGGCUUUCACCAUGAACUGCCUCCAUUGAAUAGCUAAAUUUAAGUCUAUGUUUAUUGAAGACUGGACUGUGUAAAUCAGUCAUUCUUGCUAUCUUUUUUAUGUGACUUAAUAUUUGUUGUUUUAUGUGCAGAUUUAUAAAUUGUUUUUACAAUUUGCUAUAAUAGUUUUUUUGCAAUCAAAUACAAUGCUUUAUGAACACUC